Molecule: messenger RNA, 438 nt
Organism: Cucumis melo (muskmelon)
Lineage: Eukaryota; Viridiplantae; Streptophyta; Magnoliopsida; Cucurbitales; Cucurbitaceae
Product: S-protein homolog 1-like
Exons: 1
Coding region: 1-438 (145 amino acids)
Source: RefSeq, a predicted model, not a curated record
AUGAGGAAUGUGGUCGUUCUGUGGCUUGCCAUGAUGGUGUUGGUUGAGGGUCAAGUUUCGAAGUGGUCGAAACCUCCGCCGCUACCUUCGAGGUAUUUUGUUCACGUGGUAAAUGGGCUAAGCUAUCAAAGUUUGGAUGUGCAUUGCCAAUCCAAGGACGAUGAUUUGGGAUAUCAUCGUUUGGUUAAACAAGGAGAUGAAUUUCAAUGGAACUUUGAAGAAAACUUUUGGGGAACAACCCUGUUUUGGUGUAGAUUGGAGAAGCCGGAUGCAUAUGUCGCUUUUGAAAGCUUUUGGCCUGAAACGAAGAACGUUUGGCUUCGUCAUAGAUGCGGGAAUCAAGGAACUUGUAUUUGGACUGCCAAAGACGAUGGAAUUUAUUUGAGAAAUAUGCCUACUAAUGCUGAUGAAUUUGUUCACAAAUGGAUCCCUAAAUAA